This is a messenger RNA of Closterium sp. Naga37s-1, 2772 nucleotides long. The record is from the annotation of a GenBank genome assembly. NCBI's taxonomy places the organism in Eukaryota, Viridiplantae, Streptophyta, Zygnematophyceae, Desmidiales, Closteriaceae.
AUGGGUUUUCUAGCCGUCCUCGUAUCGUCGCUGCUCCUCCUCGGAGAGCUACCGACGCCCACGCGGUCCCACGGAUCUGACGAGCCGCGGAUUGAGCCCCCUGGGGGAUCUCGCGACGCGGGCGCCAGUAUGUACAUCGUGCGCCUGGGCUCCGCGCCUCCGCUCGCCGCGUACCGCGGCGAGAUCGUCGGCUAUCCCGCCAUAGUAACUACCAACAACGGCGACGAUGCAGAUGAGGGGGAAGAUGACUCAUGGCCGACGUUGCAGCGGCCCGUUGGCGCGACGUCGGACUCUCUGGGAAAUUCCGCGGCUGGGCGGGCGCGGAUGAGCAUGCGCGCGCAUCACGUGCGCGCGUACGCGGAGCUGCUGGCGCGGAUGCAGGCGGAGGUUGCUUCGGAAGUCGGUAUCGCGGCGGAUAAUAUCGCGUACAGCUACAAGCACGUCACCAACGGAUUCGCCGCGCUGCUCUCACCCGCGCAGCUCCGCCGCCUCGCGCGCCACCCCGCCGUCGCCUCCGCGCGCCCCAGCCGCCCCUUCCACCCCGACACCAUCGACUCCCCCGCGUUCCUGGGGCUCGCGGGACGCGCAGGCGCGCAAAACUCCGCCAACAGCGGAAGCGGGGGAAUGUGGCGCGCGCUUGGCGGGCAGCAGAGGGCGGGGGAAGGGAUGGUGCGCCGCAGCGGGCAACAGCGGCGUGCCCAUGGCGGGCGGCAAGGAGCCGUGGUGACUAAGCUCACCCUCUAUUUAUCCAUCUCCGUCCGUCCCGUCCACACCCCCCUCCUCUGCAGCGCCGCAGCGGGCAACAGCGGCGUGCCCAUGGCGGGCGGCAGGGCGAGCGGCAUGGCGCCAGCAGCGCGCCUCGCGGCCUACAAGGUCUUCUGGUACUCCCAAGGCGACCGCCCAGAGAUGCGCGCUCUGGGCGGCGAGUCUGCGGAUCUUCUGGCGGCGGUGAAUCAGGCUGUAGCGGACGGCGUGCAUGUGCUGUCCAUAUCCCUCUCGGCCGACGACCCCGAUGCCACGUACUUUGAUGACGUGGCGUACAUGAACGCGAAUCUGGCCGGAGUGACGGUGGUGAUGUCAGCGGGCAACAACGGGGCGCCUCUUUCAAACCCCCUGGGCACAUACCGCACCAUCGCCAACUUCUCUCCCUUCUACCUCACCGUGGGGGCAAGCUCCAUUACACGAGGAGGCGUGUAUCUUGCCUCCUCGCCUGCAUCGGAGGAAGAAUACGGGAGCAGUGAAGCAGAAGCUGACAGUCAGCAGGAAGCGGAAACACAUCCCAGCACUGCAGCAGCCACGACCACAGUAGGGAAAAACUCAACAGACACCAGCAGCAGCAGCGGCAGCAGCAGCAGCAGCAGCACCACCACCACCACUGAGUCAAAACAUGCUCCAUCCAUCACAGCAGCAUCCCCAUAUGCCGCUGCCGUCGCUCCAGCCGCUCCAGUCGUGGCCGCCUUCUCCUCCUCCGGCCCUCUCCACCGCCCCUGGUCCCGCCCUCCCCCAGGCCACGCCUCCAACAGCCUCUUAAAGCCCGAUGUCAUCGGCCCAGGGGUCGACCUCUGGGCGGCGUGGGUCGGCCCGGAGCCAGGGAGGGCCGGGGGGAGGGGCGGGCGAGGGGGGGAGGCGUCGCAGCUGUCGGGGACGUCGAUGGCGACGCCUCACUUGGCGGGCAUUGCUGCUCUCAUCAUGCAGAAGCGCCCCAAGUGGAGCCCCGCGCAGGUCAUGUCCGCCAUUAUGACCACCGCCAUAACGAGGAACACCAAGGGGAGGCGAAUUUUGAAUGAGCGUGGUGUGGCUGCUACCCCUUGGGAGAUUGGAUCCGGGCAUGUGUUUCCCCAGAGGGCUUUAAACCCUGGGCUGACGUACAAUGCCCGGAGAUGGGCUUAUGUGAAUUUUCUUGCCGGGCAGGAUUAUCGGGCAGCAAAGAAGGAGUUUCCAGGGGCGAAACUUUACCGGAAGAAGGCGUGGAAUUUGAACCGGCCAACGAUUUCGGUGGCGAGGUUGAAAGGGGCGGUGGAGGUGUUUAGAACGGUGGCCGUCGCGGCUCUCUCAUUCAGCACCGCGGUAAAGGGCGCGGCUCUCUCCACCCGCAAUUUAGUGGCUGUCGCGCCGAUCGCCCCUCGCGGUCUAGGCGUCUCCGCCCUCCUAAACUUCAACAAUUCCGCCGCUCCCUCUAAGAACGUCCCCGUGAAGAAGCAGCUACGAACAGAGGAUGGCAUCUUCGGCACGUCGGGUGGAUUCGGCUUCACGAAGGCUAACGAGCUCUUCGUGGGGCGCGUCGCGAUGCUCGGCUUCGCCGCGUCGCUCCUGGGCGAGGCCGUCACGGGGCAGGGUAUUCUGUCGCAACUCAACCUCGAAACCGGCAUCCCCAUCACGGAAGCCGAGCCGCUCCUCCUCUUCUUCAUCGCCUUCACCGUGCUCGGCGCGAUCGGCGGGCUGGGCGAUCGCGGGCGAUUCGUGGACGACGAGCCGGCGGGGCCGGCCGCGAGCCCCGGAAGCAUCAAGUCGGCGCUUGGUCUGAGCGAGGACGGGCCCUUGUUCGGAUUCACCAAGGCGAAUGAGCUGUUCGUGGGGCGCAUGGCGCAGCUCGGCUUCGCCGCGUCGCUGAUUGGCGAGGUGGUGACGGGACGGGGCGCGCUGGCGCAGUUGAAUAUUGAGACGGGCCUGCCGGUUUGGGAGCUGGAGCCGCUGCUGCUCGCGAGCGUCGCGUUCUUCUUCGUAGCGGCGAUUAACCCCGGUACAGGGAAAUUCAUCAACGACGAGGAGUGA